Rangifer tarandus platyrhynchus (Svalbard reindeer) is the source of this 1083-nucleotide messenger RNA. The record is from the annotation of a GenBank genome assembly. Lineage: Eukaryota; Metazoa; Chordata; Mammalia; Artiodactyla; Cervidae.
AUGGGAUGGUGUCCCCACGGGAUCAAAUUUCAGCGUCACAGCUGGGGACUGGCUUCGCGGUCCCCAAUGGGAGAGCAUGAGCAGGUGAAGCCCUUGGAGACCAGCUGUUCCAAAACCAAAGUUAAGUCCACCACAAUGAUUCCUGACUGCCAGAAGCUUCUGAGAUGUGAACUGGAGUCACUCAAGUAUCAGUUACAGGCCCAGACCAAGGCUUUCGAGUUCCUAAACCACUCAGUGACCCUGUUGGAGAAGGAGAGCUGCCUGCAGCAAAUCAAGAUCCAACAGCUGGAAGAGGUGCUGGGCCCCGCGAGCCACCAGGGAGGCAAGGAGGGGCACAAGUGGGAUGUGGUGGAGGGACGGCAGGAGCUGUAUGAGGCCCUGGCUCAAGGCCUCCAGGGGCUGCAGAAGACCCUGCAUGACAACGAGGAGGUGCAGUGGGCCCGCACCACCCGCUGCCUGCAGCUGCUGGCCCAGGAGAUCCGGGACAGCAAGAAGUUCCUAUGGGAGGAGCUGGAGCUGGUACGAGAGGAGGUGACCUUCAUUUAUCAGAAGCUCCAGGCACAGGAACAGGAGAUCACGGAGAACCUGGUGAACAUUCAGAAGAUGCAGAAGACACAGGUGAAGUGCCGCAAGGUCCUGACCAAGAUGAAGCAGCAAGGGUACGAGACAGCCAGCUGGCUAGAGACUGAGGAGUUGCUACCAGGAUGCAGUGGUUCCUGGAGGGAUAACCUCCAAAAGGAGCUGGGUGACAUAUGGUCCGCUGUGCAUGUGCUACAGAACUCCUUUGAUGGCCUCGCCAUAUCCUCAGGGGGCCGCCCUAGGGCCGCAAACCUCAGGGGCUAUAAGGGACACAGAUGCCUGAGCCCUCCUCUCCCCUGCUGGGACUCGGACUCAGACACGGACCAGGGCCCUCCCCAGCUACUGCUCAGCAAGAGCCGCAGCUCCUUCCCACCUGGUGCGGAUCCUCCCCUCCCCAACACACCUUUCCCUUCCCCUUCUGGCCUGCCCUGGAAUCGCAGAGCCUGGCCUGAGCAGCUGGGACUGCUCUCCCUUGAAGACUCCUCCAGAAAGAAAAUAAACUAG